GGGCUUGUCAGCCCUCGGGGCCGCAGCGGCGGCCGCGACCACACUGGGUCAGGCCACGGCGGCCAGCCAGGAGCUGGCGGUGGUGGAGGAGGACAAGAAGCAUGUCAGCGUGCGUCUGGCGGCGGACGGGGAGGACAUCACCAUCGCGAUCCCCCUGGAGAUCAUGGUGAAAGUCGUCAUCUCGCUGGUGGUGGUGCUGGCUACGACGUUGGCGAUGGCCUGGCACUGCUUGUGCAGCCCGAGGCGGGACAGCCAGCCCCAGGGCUCGAGCGGGGCGCCGAAGGAGGCGACGGAGGACGGCAAGAGGGCGGCCAAGAAGCCCAGGAAUAUCUACUGCGACGCGGGGAUCCAGGGGCCGGUGCUCUGCAGCGGCACCCGCUACGUCCACAAGAACCGGGGCUUCCAGCGCGGAGACGAGGUCACGCGCGAGGCCUUGCGAGCGAGUGAGAUGGGGGGGGCCGCGAGACGGCUGAGCGUGGCGCCGCCGGCCGAUGGCCUGGCGAGCGAUGAAGGGAUGGAGUGCUCCGCCGCCGGCCACGUCUUGGCGUGCGGAGUCACGCCGGCGCAUGACGUCAGGCGUAGCGUUUCGAGCGCCCGCGGGCAGCUGGGCGCCUGCGGGCUGCAAGGCGAUGGCGGCGGCGGCUGGGCGCCCGUGGGGCAGCCAG
This is a messenger RNA of Prorocentrum cordatum, 665 nucleotides long. The record is from the annotation of a GenBank genome assembly. NCBI's taxonomy places the organism in Eukaryota, Dinophyceae, Prorocentrales, Prorocentraceae.